GCUGCCUCAGUCGACGGCGACGGCGGCGCAGAGCGGCGAUCACUCCCUUUGCAUUUUCAAAUUUUCAGUUUCAGUUUUCAGUUCGCGUUGGCACGUUGAACAAGACGUGUGAAGAGCCUGCGAUUUGUUUGAUCUUUCGGUCAGCUGAAAUACGUAAUAAAAGUGUCUGUGCGGUCGUCCAGGAAGCGGCGGAAAAGUGUGGAAAUACUCGUAAAAAUAGCUCAAGUCGUUUCCAUUCUAAAUUGCGCGUUGACAGCCGCAAGUGGCGCAAACAAGCCGAAACAACAAGGAGCUGUCAGUUCCGACCCGCCGAGUAGAAUUCACUUGGAUCUCUACAUCGGCAGUGGGGGCACUUCUCGAGCUCACGAACAACGUCCUUGACCAAGAGCGGACGGAGAGAUUUUGGAGUGAGGUGCCGGUACCCCCUCCCUUAAAAAAAAAAAAAAAGCACCGAAGACAACAGCAACAACCGCGAUGAAUUGGACGCGCGUGCUGCUAAUCGGGUUGACCGCCUUGGCGCUGACAUUUGUGGAGGUUGCAUCACUCUCACUCGAUCCAGUUGCCUCUGCUGAACUGGAACAGUUUAUUCGAAAGGGAGAUGUGGUUAUUUCAACGCGUCACAUACGACCUCGUCGAAAGUUGCACAUCUCUAUAGAAGCCCUCUUUAUGAUUGACUUUCCCAUGCUGAAGCAUAAGAUGUCCUUCUUCCUGGACCGCAAACAGCAGCGGGUUACCCUGGACAUCAGUGCGAAUGGAGCCACCGAGUCGCGGAACUUCGAGAUACCCAACAUCAAUGAGACGAGCACCAUCCGAUCGCUGGCUCUGCAGUUCUCUAAGAAUCGAAUAACCCUCUAUGUGGACUGCAAGGCGAGUACGCAUCACGACAUCGACAUGAACCUGGCCAAGUUGUACACCCAGAUGGAUGAUCCGGUGAUCAAGCUGUUCCGUGAGCGCAAGUACCCACUCCACUUCGACGGCGACAUGGAGCACUCCCUGCAGCGGGCCAAUUGCCAGAAGGGCAUGCAUCGUCGGGGCAAUCGUCGCAUGCUGCGCAACAAGAUCACCGAGCGUGAGAAGAACAAGAAGCGAGAUGUGCGCGGCUGGUAUGAGCCAACGAUCGCCAGGGAAGGAGUCGUGGACAACCGGCACCAGGAGGUGCCAACGAACGUGGAUCGCGGCGACAUUCCCGUUCUGAAUGGCGAUUGCGAAGACGCCCUCGCACGCUCGCUGGCGGAUUUACUGGCAUUGGUGAAGCUGCUCCGCGAAGACGUCGCCCACCAGCGCCAGGAGAUUGCCUACCUGCGGAUGCUCUUGGAGAACUGUGCCGGCUGCAAGAAUCCCCUCAGCAACGACAACCAACUACGCAUCGAGCCCGACUGCCGAUCCGCCAAUCCUUGUUAUCCUGGAGUGGAGUGCCUAGACUCGGCGGCCGGUCCCAGAUGUGGCCACUGUCCCCUUGGCUUCAUCGGCGAUGGCAAGACCUGUAAACCGGGCGUUACCUGCGCCCACCACAUCUGCUAUCCAGGCGUUCAGUGUCACGAUACCGUGAAUGGAGCCCAGUGUGACUCCUGUCCAGCCGGCUACGAAGGUGAUGGACGCACAUGUUCGCUACGUAAUCCUUGCCUGGACACACCGUGCCCCUCAGGUGCCCAAUGCCUGCAGGUUGGUUACCCGCCCUACUUCCAUUGCAUCUCAUGUCCGGUGGGUCACGAGGUAAACGGCACAGGCUGCCGGGAUUUGGAUGAGUGCGCGAUCUACGAUCCCUGCGACGAUCUUACGAUCUGCACCAAUCUCAGUCCGGGCUUCCAGUGCAGUCCUUGUCCAGUCGGUUUUGAUGGAACUCACGCAAAUGGCUACUACGCCGAAUUCUACUCCCUGGAUUAUCGCAAGCAAACGUGCCUGGAUGUCGAUGAGUGCCGAACUGGUUUCUUCCGAUGCCCGGAUCACUCCACCUGCAUAAAUGAGAUUGGCUCCUACAGAUGCCAGUGCCACGAGGGACAUGUGACCAAUGGCACCUACAGCUGCCUGGACAGAUCCUCGGUGUCCGUGUGUCCGGAUGGCACUGUUUGCGAUCGCAAUGCCGUUUGCCUGCGGAUGGACAACCUGCGAAGCAAGUGCCACUGCAAUGUGGGAUGGGCGGGCAAUGGAUUGAUGUGCGGCAGGGACUCCGAUAUGGAUGGUUGGCCGGACAAGACGCUCGGCUGCCCGGAGCUGCAUUGUCAGCGGGACAACUGCCCCAGGCUGCCGAAUUCGGGACAGGAGGACGCCGAUCUGGAUGGCUAUGGCGAUGGGUGUGACGAGGAUGCCGAUGGCGAUAAUGUCCAGAACACCCAGGAUAAUUGCCCGCUGGCCUACAACACCGAGCAGGUGGAUUCCGAUGGCGACCGAGUGGGCGAUGUGUGCGACAACUGUGUGCUCAAGUACAAUCCCAGGCAGCUGGACACCGAUGAGGAUGGUCUGGGUGAUGAGUGCGAUGGGGAUAUGGACAAUGAUUCCAUACCAAACGAGCUGGACAACUGCCCGCUGCUGCCGAAUCCCAGUCAAUCGGAUGUAGACAAUGAUGGUGUGGGCAAUGGCUGCGAUAACUGCCCGAAUCUCCCGAAUCCCGACCAGAAGGAUCGCGACAUGGACUUUGUGGGCGACGCCUGUCAUCGGGACAUCGACGGCGAUGACGAUGGAGUGCCCAAUUCGCUGGAUAACUGCCCCAUGGUCAGCAAUUCGGAUCAACUGGACACUGAUGGCGAUGGAACGGGCGAUGAGUGCGAUGACGACAUGGAUGGCGACGGGAUACCCAACUACAAGGACAACUGUCCGCUUGCCAGCAAUCCCAAGCAGGAGGAUUUCAAUCGCAAUGGCAAGGGUGAUCGUUGCGAAGAGGACGAGGAUGUGGAUGGGGUACCAAAUGCCAUUGAUAAUUGCCCCAACAACUCGAUGAUUCAUCACACGGACUUUCGUACACUGCAAACUAUUCCUCUGGAUCCGAAGGGUUUAUCCCAGGCUGAUCCCAACUGGGUGGUCCAUGCCAAUGGCACUGAGAUCGUGCAGACUUUAAACUCCGAUCCCGGAUUGGCGGUGGGCAGAGAUGCCUUCGGUGGUGUCGAUUUCGAUGGAACCUUCUAUAUCAAUGAUGAUACGGAUGACGAUUAUGCCGGCUUUGUGUUUAGCUAUCAGAGCAGCUACAAAUACUAUGUGGUGCAGUGGAAGAAGGGAACGCAAACCUACUGGGAGCCACGACCCUUUACUGCCUCCGCAGCGCCGGGAAUUCAGAUUAAACUGGUCAACAGCACCGAGGGUCCUGGGCCAACGAUGCGCAACAGUUUGUGGCACGAGGGGAAUACCGAUGGCGAGGCCAGGCUGCUGUGGAAGGAUCCGAAGAACAUUGCCUGGAAGGAGAGAACCUCCUACCGCUGGUCCCUGGUGCAUCGACCGGCCAUUGGCCUCAUCCGACUGCAAAUGUACGAGGGUCAUCGCCUCAUCUUCGACUCGGGCAAUGUCUUUGACUCCACGCUGAAGGGCGGACGGCUGGGCGUGUUCUGCUUCUCCCAGAGGAUGAUUAUAUGGUCCAACCUGCAGUACAAGUGCAAUAACCGCGUGAAGCCCCUGAUCUACAAUGAUCUGUCUGAAUAUCUCAAGACGAAGGUGGAGUUGCAGGACUGAACAGAGGAA
Molecule: messenger RNA, 3666 nt
Organism: Drosophila takahashii
Lineage: Eukaryota; Metazoa; Arthropoda; Insecta; Diptera; Drosophilidae
Gene: Tsp
Product: Thrombospondin
Biological process (GO): cell adhesion
Cellular component (GO): extracellular region
Molecular function (GO): calcium ion binding
Source: RefSeq, a predicted model, not a curated record